Molecule: messenger RNA, 4511 nt
Organism: Misgurnus anguillicaudatus (oriental weatherfish)
Lineage: Eukaryota; Metazoa; Chordata; Actinopteri; Cypriniformes; Cobitidae
Gene: tnfsf10l3
Product: tumor necrosis factor (ligand) superfamily, member 10 like 3
Biological process (GO): immune response
Cellular component (GO): membrane
Molecular function (GO): tumor necrosis factor receptor binding
Source: RefSeq, a predicted model, not a curated record
AUGAAACAGGAUAGAGGAUACGGAUUAGUCCAUUGUCAAACUCAAGUAGCAGCUCCGGAGAAACGCCUCGCGCGCUCCCCGUCUUUUCAUUAGUGGCUUACAGCAGGAUUUACAGGAAAACAAACUCACAAAGAUGACAUGCUUGCGAUUUACCAAGGGGUCGAUUCGAGUUUACUCUGUGUUUUGGUAGGCGACAUUAAACUUUUUUAUUAAUAAGGGUCAUUAAAAGUGUGAUGGACAUGGGCUCCCCGGCCCCUCCUCAGCGCGUGCUAGAAUCGCUGGAUCGGAACGCAGCGGGAUCCGAAAGUAACUCUGAAUAUUUACAGUCUGUAAGCAGCGAGUCGAGUUCAUUCAUCAUGAUCGAACCCAAAAACCGUCUCGAAGUACCGUCGAGGUUAUGGGUGACGAUGGUUGUGGUCAUCGUGAUCGUCCUUCAGGUUGCUUCGACCACAGGACUCUUCAUAUACCUGAAUAUGUCAGUGGCACAGGCUCAAAAUCAGGGUGUGACGGAGGAGCUGAGAUGUCUUGGUCUUUUAAACGCUUUGGAGAAAGAGCAGGAGGUGCCUGAUGAACUCGUUCAGCUUUUUGGAGAGCCCUGCAUUAAACUUGCCGAAGGACUCAAAGCUUACAUUUCUAAGGUCACAGAAAACAUUAUCUCAAAACAAACUUUUCAAGAGAGAGUAGCGAUUCCUCCUCGUACGAAAUUACUCACCACUGGCAACCCACGGCCAUCCGCUCAUCUCACUCUGAGAGACAGUGGACUUCAGGGUACCACAACUUUAAUCCCCCAGACGGACCUUCACCAGUCCUGCCGGCAUCCUGUUAGAUCCUGGGGAAACCAAAGCUUUGGCUCGCACCUCCACAACAUGACCGUGUCCGACGGCCGUCUGCGCAUCCCACGCGCGGGCCGCUACUACCUGUACGGCCAAGUUUAUUUUCGUUACCUCACCCUCUCCAGCGACGACUCCCGUUCCACCUCUGUCAGCCACCAGGUGGUGCAGUGCGUUUACAAGAAGACGGCCUACGCCCGCCCGAUUCAGCUCCUGAAAGGUGUGGGUACCAAAUGUUGGUCCCCGGACAGUGAGAAUGCCCUUCACUCCGUCUACCAGGGUGGCCUGUUUGAGCUCCGUGCGGGCGAUGAGAUCUUCAUAUCUGUGUCUUCUCCCACAGCUGUGUAUGCAGAAGACUCUUCCAGCUACUUUGGGGCCUUCCUGUUUGACCUCUGAGGGAGCCACAGCUGUGGCUUGUGGUUUUAAUUCAAGGGAAGGGAAAUGGGUUCUGCUGGAGGCCUCGCAUGGGAACCAUGAAAUGGGGAAGCACAGAGACGUUGUGUAAAGGGGCUUUAUACUGCCUUUGGGCAUUUUCAAAUAACUCUCUAAUGACCAAUUCACUUCUGUAUGCGACGAGACUCAUAUGUCGAAAAAUUCACAUUCUUUACUAAUGGAAGCAGUGUUUGGAAAAUUAUUGUGUGACGCACGGAUGGUGAAUUGACCUACAUUGAGAAGAAAGCUCAGCAUCUACAGCUGUACAUAUGAUGUUAAAAUAGACUUGAGAUAUUGAAGUGAGAUAUUCUCCUUUCACUGAGCGAAAAGACUUCACAUAUGAACUUUUUUCUUGAUGGACAGAUUAUAACUGCUCCUGUAGCUCAGUGGUAGAGCAUUGCAUUAGCAGGGGUCUGAACCCUGGGAACACACAAACUAAAAAACUGAAUAGCUUGUAAUGCACUGUAAGUUGCUUUCGAUAAAACUGUCUGCCAGAUGCAUAAAUGUAAAUGUAAGCAAUUCUGGGAGGGCUUUGUGAUGACAGAUCUAACUAUUCUCAAAGGGUGUUUUCUUAAAGGGGUCAUAGUAUGAGAUUUUUUUAAGAUGUAAAAUAAAUCUUUGGUGUCUGCAGAGUGCAUACGUGAAGUUUUAGCUCAAAAUACCCCACAGAUAAUUUAUUAUAACAUGUUAAAAUUGACACUUUGUAGGCCUGAGCAAAAGUGUGCCAUUUUUGGGUGUGUCCUUUAAAAUGCAAAUGAGCGGAUCUCAAUGAUGGUGGUUUGUUUUUUGAGUUUGUAAUUGAAACUCAAUUGAGCUGUCAAUCAUUUUUUCUCUCUCUCUUUCUCUCUGCACUAAAUGGCGGUGCCGUGGUUGGAUAGGGCAGAUUUAGGGGCGGUAUUAUUGUAAUUGGCCUUGCUACCUACCUCACAAAACAGGCGAAAUCAGAACGACCUAAUUUUUCACAUGCUUGCAGAAAAUGGCUUACCCAAACAAAGUUACUGGGUUGAUAUUUUUCACGUUUUCUAGGUUGAUAGAAGCACUAAUGGCGCUUUUCCAUUGCAUAGUACCCCACGGUUUGGUUUAGUUUGGGUCGGGUCAGCUUACUUUUUGGAGCUUUUCCAUUAGGUGCAGUACGUGGUACCCAAUACUUUUUUUCGUACCACCUCCCGAUCUGAUACCAAACGUGACGCGAAAACACUGUAGAUCACUGAUUGGUCUGAAAGAAACGUCACUAACAGCGUCAUCGCUAGAAUGUAAAUUAGCUUCAUCUGUGCUAGGCUAGCUUGCGCUGUCUCGAGCAAACAUGUUGUCAUCUGUGCUCUGGUAUAAGUUCCCAAACUCCCUUUUUGGGAUGAAAAACAUCCACAGGUUGAGAAUCAGGAAGACCAUAACAGUUUUUUCCAGACUUGCAGUUUGUGGCGGAACAUUCGCGACGAGCACGUCAGCAUUAUAUGCUUAAAUGCAACUUCAGUGAGGCUCAGCGAAGCGCCGUCGGCUGACGACGCAGGUGUUUGAACAGAAACUGUCUUGUGAUACAGAGGUAGUGAUAAACGCGAUGUGCAAACAUCUAUUUGUUGUGGCCAAUUUUAAUUUUGUGGCGGACUGAGAAAUAAAUUAAUGUAUGGGAAUGUACAACGACGCUCUCCUCUCACUUGUAUGAUGUCACAGCUGUAGGCAGCGCAAAAAUAACGACACACCUAAAAUCCCUCCCAAUGCGAAGUGAUACUAAACUCGAUGGAAUAGCUAACCACGCCAAAGUGAGGUGAGCUGACCCGACCCAAACUAAACUAAACCGUGGGGUACUAUGCAAUGGAAAAGCGCCAUUAGGGACCAAAUUAUAGCACUUAAAAAUGAUAAAAGUCUGAUUUUCACGCUAUGACCCCUUUAAGGUCACCUAAAAUGAAAAAUUCACUUUUAUGUUUUAUGUGAACAUAAUUGUGUGUUGCCUGUGUGUGUACACAACCACCCUGUAAUGUUACAAUCUGCUUAUUCCUUUUUUUAAAAACCCAUAAAACUAGUCUUGGUGGACAAGCUGUUGGCAUUUUGUGAGCAAACUGAUGUCACUUUGCACAGGCCCCGCCCACAACCGUCCAAAGACCACAGUUAGGUCAUAAUUCCUACUUUAAAUCUUCUCACUCUUCUCUACAUAAUUCAUUACCACACAUUCAUUAUGAGUAAUGAAGUAAGGUGAUUGUCAUAUUAAAUGGUGUUUGAUAACAGUAAACAGGGAGAGAAGCAGCAGCUCAUUUGCAUUUAAAGAGACACACACACAAAACAGCAUCUUUUCCUGCACACCCAAAAAUGGGUAUACUACAUAAUUUAUAGGGUAUUUGGACCUGAUACUUUACAGGCACUUUCUGGAGACUAAUAUUACAUUUUGAAAAAUACCCAUAUUAGGUGACCUUUAAAAAGGUCCUAAAAAGAUGUAUAAGGACCUCAGUUAUUUAACACAAAGGUUCGAUUUAACAAAUGUACUAAUAGGACUUGUAAGGACUGUGCAAGCUGGUACUCAGAAAAACAUUUAAACCAUACGAGUAGUUUUUUUUUCAUGCACUAGCACUUGUUUAUGGUUUUUUAAUGUUACACCCUUUAUGUUGUUCAUUCUUUUCUAUGUAGACCAUGACUGAUCUUAGACCAGAAGUCUCCAGGAGACUCCAUUUAGUUAACAACAUUUGUUUUCUGGGAAACAAAACCAGCCAUCAUGAGUCAAACCUACAGCCCUGAUGUCUGAUGUGAUUUUCUCUUAAGAUUCCCGUAAACCACAGCUAAAGCGACAACAAUAGAAGUCAGGGGAUGCGGGUACGACAAAGUUUUGACAUGAUGCACGAAUGACUAAUCUUAUCUACCACUGUACUUAUCAUCAAAAGUAAACCCUUUUCAAAGAACCUGUUUAUUUCUCACUCAUUCCUCAUUAUAGCCAAGAGCAUAUCCUGAUCGCAUUAUAAUCUCCAGACCGACUAAUCCAGUAGACAGUCGAUGAGUCAUGCUGAGAUCACAUACAGACAACAAAACUGAUGUGUGUACAUCACCUACACUUCAAACCCAAAUAAAAAAAAACACUGAACAGGAAUUUACAAUAUUGUAUUUUAUGUAGCGCUUAUGAAUAAAUUACAUGGAUAAUGUGACAUUCAUAUUUAACACUAAUGCAUAAACGACAAUGUUAAAAAACCGAGCAGUAUACACAAUUUAAAACAAUGAGUACAUUAACCCAAAAAAUUAUCGCAGACAACCAUUACAAUGAUUAAUACA